GCCCGCAGGAUGUUCAGUUCCAAACAUCCUGUCUGAGGGACACCUCCCCGUGGUGGCUGCUCCCUUUAUCUGCCCUUUGUGAGUAACAACUCCUUGCUGACACAUCUGGAGAGGGAGAAGGACAGACAGGAGUCACAGGUCCACAGAACGAGCCCGAUGCCAACAAGUUUUGUGGGCAGUGCCCUCCGAGGCACUUUCUUCUUCGCCUUUGGCCUCUGGUGGUCGGUGAGGUACCCCCUGAAGUUCCUCAGGAGGAAAGGGGACGCCGAGGGCCAGCCGGGCCGAGGGCGAGCAGAGGUCUUCGAAGGGGCAACCAAAGCUUUCUUUGCUCUAAUAGGSAUACUGGUGGAGCAGUUUGUCCCCAGCGGUCCCCACCUGCAGCUGUACAGCCCCCAGACACACAGCUGGACUGACCUCACCCACUGGUGUUACUCCACCAUCUACCUCUUCUUCCUCCUCUCCGGCAUCACAGACGUCUUGCACUCCCCACUCAAGCUGCCCCCUGGCUUGGACCGGCUCUCACUGUCCCUGGCUCUGUUUGUGGAAGGUUUGCUCCUCUGUUUCCGUGACUACAGCGAUGCUGCUCUGGACCAGCACCUCCACUCCCUGCUGGCCAUGGCUAUCUUUGCUGGAGCCCUCUGUGCUCUCCUAGAGGUGUUCCUCCGAGACCACAUCAUCCUGGAGACCUUCAGGACCAGCUCCUUCCUUCUCCAGGGCUCUUGGCUUUGGCAGAUUGGGUUUCUGCUGUCCCCUCCRUGGGGAGGACCAGGCUGGGAUCAGAGCGACUCCAGCAAUCUCUUGUUCCUCACCAUGUGCUUCUGCUGGCACUACGUGGGCGCUCUCGCCAUCGUGGCUGCCAACGCYGCUGUGUCCCGCUGCUGCAAUGAGUCCUGCCAGCUAAAAUUCGGGGACAUCGACGUGGAGCUGGACUGUGGCUUGUGCCUCCGCAGAGGGAGAAAGCGUUCCAGUGGCACCUUGCUGCCAGAGAGCAGCUCAGAUGACAAAUGAGGCUGUGGUGGGCAUGGAAAUCUSUSCCCUGCUGGUUUAGAACUCUUGAGAUGAGGUUUUUAAUUAGUCUUGGUAAACUGCAGCAGCACUUGACAGUGGAGCAUCAGAAGUGGGAGACAGGACCCCAAGGCAGAGCAUGGCAGGGGAUUCAAAGCCUUUUCCUGUGCAUCCCUCUGACAGCCACAAGUUUUUAAUUCUCUGAGCUGCAGCCCAGGCUGCAGGACUGGUUUGCUGGUGGAGUCAAACUGGCAUGGCAAAUCUGAAUCUUUUUUYUUAAGCAUUAUUUUCCCUUCUGCUUCUUCAGAAGAGAGGCAAAGCAGCAUUCACAGCUCCUGGUGGUUGUCACUCACUCUGGUGUUAAUGGAGAGGGUUUUGUACAAAGCUGAAUGUACA
This is a messenger RNA of Malurus melanocephalus (red-backed fairy wren), 1401 nucleotides long. Its product is annotated as transmembrane protein 45B-like. Lineage: Eukaryota; Metazoa; Chordata; Aves; Passeriformes; Maluridae. The transcript has 6 exons. The record is from RefSeq and is a predicted model, not a curated record. The coding region runs from base 157 to 1008 and encodes 283 amino acids.